GUCGCUGCUAAAACCCGGAGUAGAAGAAAAAUUUAUCCAUCCAGGCUCUUACGUGAUGCCAGCGGUGUGCGCAGGCGCGGGUGCCCGGGCAGCUCUCGGUAGCAAGUCGGGAGGAAGCUUGAUCUCUGCUGGGCAAAGAUGAUGCCUGCAACCGCAGCCGCAGCCGGGGAAGGGGCGCACAGCCCCAGCCCCGCCGCGGUGUCCCUCGGCUUGAGCGUGGCUGUGGUUUCCAGCCUGGUGAACGGAUCCACUUUCGUGCUUCAGAAGAAAGGCAUCGUGAGGGCAAAGAGACGAGGUACUUCUUAUUUAACAGACAUAGUUUGGUGGUCUGGCACAAUUGCAAUGGCUCUUGGUCAAAUUGGAAAUUUUUUGGCUUAUACAGCAGUUCCUACUGUGCUGGUCACUCCCCUUGGUGCUCUUGGUGUUCCAUUUGGGUCUAUUUUAGCUUCUUACCUUCUGAAAGAAAAACUGAACAUCUUGGGCAAGUUGGGAUGUUUGCUAAGUUGUGCUGGUUCUGUUGUUCUUAUCAUUCAUUCCCCGAAAUCUGAGAGUGUAACAACUCAGGCUGAGCUUGAAGAGAAACUUACAAAUCCAGUGUUUGUUGGCUACCUAUGCAUAGUGCUCCUCAUGCUGCUGCUUCUCAUUUUCUGGAUAGCGCCAGCCCAUGGACCCACCAAUAUUAUGGUGUACAUCAGUAUUUGCUCAUUGUUGGGGAGUUUCACUGUACCAAGCACUAAAGGAAUUGGGCUAGCUGCUCAAGACAUCUUUCAUAAUAAUCCAUCAAGUCAAAGAGCCCUGUACCUUUGUCUGGUCCUUUUAGCUGUACUUGGCUGUAGCAUCAUCAUUCAGUUUCGGUAUAUUAAUAAGGCACUGGAGUGCUUUGAUUCUUCUGUAUUUGGUGCCAUCUAUUAUGUUGUAUUCACCACUUUGGUCUUGUUGGCAUCAGCAAUUCUUUUUCGGGAAUGGAGUAAUGUAGGACUGGUAGAUUUCUUGGGAAUGGCGUGUGGAUUCACUACUGUUUCCAUUGGCAUUGUCCUUAUACAAGUCUUCAAAGAGUUCAAUUUCAACCUUGGGGAAAUGAAUAAACCUAACAUGAAAACUGAUUAAAAUACAUUUAUGGGUACUGGGUGGCUCAGGGAACCAGUAGCGGGAUAUGGUUACUGGUCUGAAUUUGACCCAGGUUUGCAGAGACCAAAAUGUACAAACAUCUGAGAUGUUUGAGUUGUUGGUGGAAUUAGUAGAUGGCCUCUGUCAAAUUCCUAGUGAAUAAAUGUCCAUAUCCCUAAAAUCACCACUACAUAUGGCAUUCAUCAGUACUACAGUGGCUAUCGUCAGCAGAAGGGCCAAGCGUUGAAACAGCAUAGGGACUGACGCACUGCCUCCCCUGAAAAUUAAAUCCCUCCCAAAACAUCUGAGGUUCCCCAUUCAGCAUUGUGGAAUGGCAGUCGAGGCAUCCUACCUUUUUGUUGACUAGUCUUCUGUUUCUCACUGUUAUUAACUAAGAAAUUUUCAGGAAUGUCAUUUCCUUUAAAAAAAAAAAAAAAGAAAAAAAAAGAGAGAUGGUGCUCCCUUUUAUUCUUACGAUGCCAAAUGUUCUCCUUUAUGAAAUCCUUACAUUGAAAAAGGAUGUGAAAUGUUAAUUCGACCAUAGGCUUGAAAUCUAACAGUUUAGUGACCAUUUCCACAUUUGUCUUUUUGGAUUAUGUAUGUGUCUUUGACAUAAAAUUCAGGCAUUUAUUCAAGUAAAAGAUAACCACUAAAAAUUAGUUGAAAAUCUUCUUUUAAAAAAGUAGGUCUCCAAGAUUAGUUAAUGGCAAACAUUGGGGAGGGAAGAGGCAAAGAAAAGAAAUAAAGAAAUGAUGUACUGGUUUGUUUGCAAUACAUGUCAAGAAUUCAAAUGUUUCAGUGCCUUUGCAUUUUAAAAAUACCCUUAAUUUGACUCAACUAAUGAAAAAAUAACUUCUUUUUAAAAAUUAACAUUACAUAAAUCAAAAUAACAGUUUCUUUCAAUGUUCUCAAAUUCUAAAAAUGCAUAAGUCAUUCUGAAAAAACACAAUAUGUUUCUGGGAAGGUAGUCAAUCUAAGACCACUUCAAAGCUAUUUGGAUUUCUUUAAUAUGUAACUAUCAUCAGACUAAAGACAAUUGGGUAUGUAUGGACAUCUCCUUUUGCAGUUCAGCUUAUGUGCAAUUAUAGCAGUUCCAAAUUCCAGCUUUCUGUGGUUAAUGAAUUGUUUCAGGAAGAAAUGUGUAUCUUGACUUUUCAGAAAUAACUCCUUAUUUGUUAAAUUCUAAUGCUUUAAAAAGAGAGAAGAUUGAGUUCCUUGAAACCAAGAGCUGUAAGAGAAAGACAAAAACUAAGCUAAAGCUAAUUUCAGUAAAU
Molecule: messenger RNA, 2381 nt
Organism: Sarcophilus harrisii (Tasmanian devil)
Lineage: Eukaryota; Metazoa; Chordata; Mammalia; Dasyuromorphia; Dasyuridae
Gene: NIPA1
Product: NIPA magnesium transporter 1
Exons: 5
Coding region: 139-1107 (322 amino acids)
Biological process (GO): magnesium ion transport
Cellular component (GO): membrane
Molecular function (GO): magnesium ion transmembrane transporter activity
Source: RefSeq, a predicted model, not a curated record